This is a messenger RNA of Arabis nemorensis, 786 nucleotides long. The record is from the annotation of a GenBank genome assembly. Lineage: Eukaryota; Viridiplantae; Streptophyta; Magnoliopsida; Brassicales; Brassicaceae.
AUGUGGAGACGCGUUGCUUUAUUUUCUCCGAUGAUGAAGAAAUCUUCAUCGUCUCGAUCCCUUACGCUUAACCAGAAAGGUUUUGGGCUCAAAGUUGGGGAAUCUUUUGCGACGGAGAUAAUUAAUCCGGAAGAAGGAGUUUCGCCGCCGAAAGAGAAAGCUCCAUUUAUUACAUUUGUACUAGGAGGUCCUGGAAGUGGAAAAGGUACACAAUGCGAAAGAAUUGUUGAGACCUUUGGAUUGACACAUCUGAGUGCUGGAGAUUUGCUCAGGAGAGAAAUCGCAUUCAACACCAAAAAUGGGGCUAUGAUUCUGAACUUGAUCAAAGAAGGGAAAAUUGUUCCCUCAGAAGUCACAGUCAAGCUUAUUCAGAAAGAGCUGGAAUCGAGUGACAGCCGCAAGUUUCUCAUUGAUGGUUUCCCACGAACUGAGGAGAAUCGUGUUGCAUUUGAGCGCAUAAUAAGAGCAGAUCCGGAUGUAGUUCUGUUCUUCGAUUGCCCUGAAGAAGAGAUGGUGAAACGCGUGUUGAAUCGUAACCAGGGCCGAGUUGAUGAUAAUAUAACUACAAUGAAGAAGCGUCUGAAAAUAUUUGAGGCCUUAAAUCGUCCUGUCAUCGACUACUACGAAAAUAAAGGAAAACUCUACACCAUUAAUGCAGUAGGAACAGUAGAUGACAUAUUCCAACAAGUCCUACCCAUUUUCUCUUCAUUUGAGCAAUUGAAGGAGUGUCGGCAUGUAAAUCCAAAGUCACCUCUCGGUUCGAGUUUGGUAGAAAAUUCUUCCUGA